AUGAAAUUAAGGUUGGAGUCGAUAACAAUCCACAACUUCAAAAGCUACAAGGGGACCCACGUGAUCCAGGGCCUUGACCCAAAGUUCACGGCAAUAGUUGGGGCGAACGGGUCUGGGAAGAGUAAUGUAAUAGACAGCAUUCUCUUUGUCCUUGGGUUCCGAGCAAGAAAGAUGCGGCACUCUUCGAUGGAAGGGUUGAUAUACAAGGGAGAUGGCACAGAGAGCAUGUGCUAUGUGGAGCUGGGGUUCAACAAGUUUAGGAUAAAGCGGGAGGUGUGUUUGCCAAGAAGGUCCAGGUACUUUGUGGAUGGAGAGGAGGCGUCUUCGGCAGUGGUGAUGUCUUUAUUAAACAGUGAGGGGGUUGACAUGGAGCAUAACAGAUUUCUAAUAUUACAAGGAGAAAUUGAGAAUAUUGCGAUGAUCAAGCCUAUGGGGGACGGGUUACUUGAGUAUCUCGAGGAUGUGAUUGGGACGAAUGAAUAUAAGGAAGAGAUUGAGAAGGAGGAGAGGGAACACCAAAGGGUGGCUGAAGAAUACGAGGGCAAGUCUGCAGCUUUGAAGUUCUAUGAAAAGGAGUAUGAACAUAUUGAGAGAAAGAAGGAGGAAAACUUGAGGAUAGCUAAGAGAAAAGCUGAGUGCCUAUAUCUAGAUGUUGAUCUUCAACUUCUUUGUUCCUCUUGGAAUAGGAAAAAACUAGAGAGGCUUGUUUCUGAAAGAAAGGAGAUUGAAGAGAAGCUUGAGACCAUUGUAAGGAAAAACAAGGAGAAUGGUGGGAAGGUUGAGAUUCUAGAAAGAAAGGGCGUGAAGGCAAGAGAAAAAGCAAGAGGUUCUGAGGAGAGGUUCUUAGAAGCAAGGAGAGAAUACCAAAGGGCGGAGAGAAGAAGGAAGAUGUUAGAAGAGGAAAAGGAGAAAGAGCUAAGGCGAAUGGAGGAGUUGAGUAGAGAGAUUGAAGAGAUUAAAUGUGGAGAGGAUAGGAGACAGAAGAUGCGGACUAAGUAUAAAGAAGAGAUUGACCAGAAUACCAAAGAGAUUUCAAGAUGUAAUGUAUUGGGAGAGAAGCUCCGACUGGAGAUUGACAAAGACCAAAGAAGGGUUGAUAAGGAAGCUCGAGAGAAGGUUGAGGAGAUUCUAAGGGAAGAAGAAAGGAUGAUGAAGCUCCUUGAAAGAAAAGGAGAGAUUGGGGAGAGACAGCGAGACACUGAGUCUAAGCUGGGGGGUUUGAUAUCCAGGAAGUCUGAGAUUGUGAGAAGGAUUGAGGACAUUGAGAACAAAUUAUUGAGGAUUGAUGGAAAGAAGACGGUACCGGGAAGAAGUGAGGAGGCUGUUGAGAAUGAGAUCAAAGAGAUUGAAAAGGACUUGGCCGAGACACGAAGAGAGAUGGGGAGGAGGAUGCAGAGAGUGGAGGAGUACAAGGAGAAUGAAGAGAAGAACAGUAAAGAAAGUGAGAUUUUGAAGAGGGUUGGACACGUAAAGGGGGUCUAUGGGAAGCUGAGUGACCUAGGAGAAGUGGAAUCCCGGUAUGACAAGGCGUUUAGAGUGGCGGGAAAAGGCCUGAACAGCAUAGUUGUUGAUACAACAUGUACUGCUGAGGAGUGUAUUUCCUUGAUUAAAAGUCAGGGAUUGGGACGAGCUACAUUCAUAAUACUUGAUAGAAUCUCCGAGGUUCCUAAUCUCCCAAAGGAAAGCGUACCUUAUAUAUACAGCCUUGUCAAAUGCUCUCCGGAGUUUCAAAAGUGCUUUUACUUUGCUCUGAAGGACACAUUGGUCUGCGAUGAACUAGAAGUUGCGAAGAAGCUUGCAUUUGGGAGACAAAGAAAAAGAGUUGUGACGAUUGAUGGAAAGCUUAUUGAGAAGAGCGGAGUUAUGAGUGGAGGAAAGAUAUCGGGAAGAAUAAAGAGUGUUGAGGAGCUUGAGAAAGCAUGUUUGAAGAUGACUGAGUUGAAGAAGAUGAAGGUCGAGGAGCUUGAAGUUAUCAGAAGCUUGAAGGAGAGGGGAAGUCUUUGUAAAACCCUGGAAGGGCUUAGAUCUGAAUUGGAGUGUGUGGUGAAAGACAUUGAAGUAGUAAGCAAGAAGAUUAAUAAAGAAGAAAUUGAGAAGGUUGAGAUGGAGCUUGGAGAGAUUAGAAAGAAAGUGUCUUCCUUAAGGAGUAUAGUUGAGAGUCUCACUGAUAUUGAAACCCGUAGGAAGAAAGAGAAUCUUCUCAACCUUAAUGAGCGAAUUGAGAUGUUUGAGAAAAGAAAUCUCGAGCUGAGGCUGCAGAUUGAAGGUUGUGUAGAGACAGGAUUGAAGGACAAGGAGAAAGAACUUGAAGAAAGAAGGAAAAGGUUUUCGAGAAUCACCAUUGAAGAUAUUUCUGGGAUUAGAAGCAGAAUGGUUGAGUGUGAAAGCGAAUAUAGAGAGGAUGCUGGGAAUCUCAAGGAGAUAUUGAAUGAGAUUGCAAGCAUAAAGUCCAUCCUUGGAAAUGAUUAUCAUAUGGAGAUUGACCUCAAGAAUAGACUAGACGAUGUGGAUGACAAAGGCGACGAAUGCAGAAGACAAAUUUGUGAGAGUGAGAGGAAUAUCGGUAUUCUUGAGAGUGAGGUUAGGAGGUAUGCGGGCAUAUGCAACGAUGUCCAUAGUAAAGUCAGGGCCGAGGACAUGGACGAAGAGGAGAUGGAGGAGAUGAUGAAGAAAAUCAAUGCUACUAUUGCAAAGCUAAGAAAGGAAGAAGAGGGAGAGAUUGACAUGAAUGUAUUUGGAGAUUAUGAGAAGGCCAAAAUCGAAUACGAGAAAGUAAAGGAAGAGCACAAAUGGCUUGAAUCAAGGCUCAAGAAGAUAGGUGCAUCGGUGGAAUGUCUGAAGAAGAGGAGGCAUGAUGAGUUUAUGAAGGGCUUUUUGCAGAUAUCUGAAAACCUUAAGGAGAUCUAUAAGGCCAUUACAUAUGGAGGGAAUGCGGAGCUAGAACUAGUUGACCACCUCGAUCCGUUCAGCGAGGGAGUGAUUCUAAGUGUGAUGCCGCCAAAAAAGAGCUGGAAAAGUGUUGGAAAUCUGAGUGGAGGAGAAAAGACACUCAGCAGCCUUGCACUUAUUUUUGCACUUCAUAGAUAUAAGCCGUCGCCAUUCUAUGUGAUGGACGAGAUAGAUGCUGCCCUGGACUACAGGAAUGUGAGUGUGAUAUCGAACUUCAUAAAAGAGAUGUCGGAGACAGCUCAAUUCCUUGUGAUAAGCUUACGGAGCGACAUGUUUGAGCUUAGCGAAACCUUGCUCGGUGUGUAUAAGACUGACAAUGUUUCCCGAUCUCUAGUUGUAAACAUAGGCAAGGCUGUAUCAAAAUAA
Encephalitozoon romaleae SJ-2008 is the source of this 3315-nucleotide messenger RNA. RefSeq names its product chromosome segregation ATPase. Gene Ontology annotation, cellular component: chromosome. The coding region runs from base 1 to 3315 and encodes 1104 amino acids. Gene Ontology annotation, biological process: chromosome organization. NCBI's taxonomy places the organism in Eukaryota, Fungi, Microsporidia, Unikaryonidae. The transcript has a single exon. Gene Ontology annotation, molecular function: ATP hydrolysis activity; ATP binding; protein binding. The record is from RefSeq and is a predicted model, not a curated record.